AUGGUCUACCGUACUGAUAUAAGCCAGUACAAGAAAAGCCGUGAACUGAUUGAUCGGUAUGAAGGUGGCUUGGAUGCAUUCUCUCGUGGCUACGAAAAAUUUGGCUUUAUCCGCAGUGCUGAUGGUAUUACUUACCGUGAGUGGGCCCCUGGAGCAAAGUCAGCAGCACUGAUAGGAGACUUCAACAAUUGGAACCCCAAUGCUGAUGUCAUGAAUCAGAAUGAGUUUGGUGUGUGGGAGAUUUUUCUGCCGAAUAAUGCAGAUGGCUCACCUCCUAUACCCCAUGGCUCAAGUGUCAGGAUACGCAUGGAUACUCCAUCUGGCAUUAAAGAUUCAAUUCCUGCAUGGAUAAAGUUCUCUGUACAAGCCCCAGGUGAAAUAUCAUACAGCGGAAUAUACUAUGAUCCCCCUGAGAGGAAAAAAUAUGUGUUUCAACAUCCUCAACCAAAAUCUCCAAAAUCAUUGCGCAUUUAUGAAUCACAUGUGGGGAUGAGUAGUCCGGAGCCCAAGAUUAACACGUACGUUAGCUAGGAUGAUGUCCUACCUCGAAUCAAAAGGCUCGGAUACAAUGUUGUUCAGAUAAUGGCCAUUCAGGAGCAUUCAUAUUAUGCAAGCUUGGGGUAUCAUGUUACUAAUUUUUUCGCGCCUAGUAGCCGUUUUGGAACACCAGAAGAACUCAAGUCUUUGAUCGACAGAGCUCAUGAGCUCGGUCUGCUUGUUCUCAUGGAUAUUGUUCACAGCCAUGCAUCGAACAAUGUCCUGGAUGGGUUAAAUCAGUUUGAUGGAACUGAGACACAUUACUUCCAUACUGGUUCACGAGGUUAUCAUUGGAUGUGGGAUUCUCGCCUUUUCAAUUAUGGAAGUUGGGAAGUGCUAAGGUUUCUACUUUCAAAUGCAAGAUGGUGGCUAGAGGAGUACAAGUUUGAUGGUUUCAGAUUUGAUGGUGUAACCUCAAUGAUGUAUACUCACCAUGGGCUACAAGUAACGUUUACUGGGAAUUACAAUGAGUACUUUGGAUAUGCAACUGACAUGGAUGCAGUGGUCUAUCUGAUGCUGGUAAAUGAUAUGAUUCAUGGGCUUUAUCCUGAGGCUGUCACCAUUGGUGAAGAUGUCAGUGGAAUGCCAACAUUCUGCAUCCCUCUUCAUGAUGGUGGUGUAGGAUUUGAUUAUCGCCUUCAUAUGGCUAUUGCUGAUAAAUGGAUUGAACUUCUCGAGUUAAAGGAUGAGGAUUGGAAAAUGGUAGAUAUUGUUCACACUCUCACAAAUAGGAGAUGGUUAGAGAAAUGUGUUGUUUAUGCCGAAAGCCAUGAUCAAGCUCUUGUUGGUGACAAGACUAUUGCAUUCUGGCUAAUGGACAAGGAUAUGUAUGACUUUAUGGCUCUUGAUAGACAAUCAACUCCUCGGAUAGAUCGUGGAAUAGCUCUACACAAGAUGAUUAGACUAAUCACAAUGGGCUUAGGUGGAGAAGGAUAUCUUAAUUUUAUGGGAAAUGAAUUUGGGCAUCCAGAAUGGAUAGAUUUUCCUAGAGGCGACCAGCAUCUUUCGAAUGGAAUGGUCAUACCAGGGAACAAUUAUAGCUUUGACAAAUGCCGCCGCAUGUUUGAUCUAGGAGAUGCAGAUUAUCUCAGGUAUCAUGGAAUGCAGGAAUUUGAUCAAGCAAUGCAGCAUCUUGAAGAGAAAUAUGGUUUCAUGGCAUCAGAGCAUCAAUAUAUAUCGCGAAAAGAUGAAGGGGAUAGGAUGAUUGUUUUUGAGAGAGGAGAUUUAGUAUUUGUUUUCAAUUUCCAUUGGACUAAUAGCUAUGUUGACUACCAAGUUGGUUGCUUAAAGCCUGGAAAAUACAAGGUGGUUUUAGAUUCUGAUGGUAUACCUUUUGGUGGAUUCAAUCGAAUUGAUCGCACUGCAGAGUUCUUCAGCAUUGAAGGUCCAUAUGAUAAUAGGCCCCGUUCCUUCUUGGUGUAUGCCCCAAGUAGAACAGCUGUCGUGUAUGCUCAAUCUGAGGACUGAUUUCACAUUGUGAAGUCAUUUAGUAAUGUAAGAAAAGCUGCAUGAGAAUCAUAUGGUUUGUGCCAUCUCAAAGCAUCAUGAAGGCGGUAAGAGUAUGCAUUGCAGCUGAUGCUGCUGAAAAAAUUUAUGGUCAAGCCGUCAAGGUUCCGCAAGCAAGAAUGAUUCGAUCAUUAAUCUUUUCUUGGAACGAAGUAUCACGGGUGACCUGCCAGCUCAUUCAACAGAUGGCUUCUAUCCUUUUCCGAUUACUGUCUGCAAAUGCCGUGGCAUUAUGUACGUUCUCUUACCCACGUUUUUGGUCCAAAUCCAUGGAACCUUUCAUGCGCAUCUGUCUACUUUUUUAUAUUAUUUAUGAAUAAAUUAUCCGUUCAAAUUA
Messenger RNA from Phoenix dactylifera (date palm), 2380 nucleotides. The record is from RefSeq and is a predicted model, not a curated record. NCBI's taxonomy places the organism in Eukaryota, Viridiplantae, Streptophyta, Magnoliopsida, Arecales, Arecaceae.